GCGAACUCUUCCGUUGCGUGCCUUCUUGCACGGCCUUUGCUGGUACCUUUCCGAUCGGGAUCUGUUCCGGCAGGAGCCCAUAUUGAUCCAGCAGUUGCUUAUCUGGCCGGUCCAGAUCACUCUGCACCGCACAAAUGGAGUGCCCAAGACCUUUUGCACUUAAUUUCCCAGAAAGAGGAAGUUGGGCGAACCCAUGCCCGUAACGGGGUCCCAGCCCGCCUUUGCAGAGAACCCUUUCGUGCCGCAACCGGGAUUCGUGCCAGAGAUAAU
Molecule: messenger RNA, 270 nt
Organism: Mycena citricolor
Lineage: Eukaryota; Fungi; Basidiomycota; Agaricomycetes; Agaricales; Mycenaceae
Source: the annotation of a GenBank genome assembly